AGAAUUACAAAAGAGUUACCGUAUGUCGUACCUUCCUCAUCCUGUCCGCUCUACUUGGGGUAGUCUAUAGAUUUAUAAAAAGUAGCCUAAGCUUUCCGUCACAGCGAACGGUUUUUACCAUCCAGACUCCUCCCGCAGACUGAUUAUCGCCACAGAGACAAGUUCGGUUUGUUUACUCUCGAUUUGGUGGGAUGAUGGAAUGGAAUCCAUCUCUGAGGAUAACAAGGAAUCGGCCUGAUAUGCUCCACAGAUAUAAUCCCAAUUUCUAUGCUGAUCCUCCCGCCAUCGCCCAACUACUUGAAUUCUCUGUCAAGAGAAAGAAAGACACAUUUCGUCACUUAAUUCGUAAAAUCAAGAAGGGAUUCCAUAAUGGCCAGAUGGAGAAGAUUGGAAAGUGCACAAACGAGUUGGGAAAAAUGAUUAGAGAAGAUCCGAGGCUGACUCAAUAUCUUGAUGUGAAUUUCCUUCAACUCCUCGCUGAGUUGCUUAAGUGUGAACAAUAUUCAGACCUCCAGGUACACGCUGCCACCAUCUUUAAACCGGUAGUUACCUUUUCCCUCACCAGGAAGGAUGUUAAGGAUCUCGUUGUUAUGAUUGAACAUAUAAUUCCAAUUGUUGUCAGACUUAUAUGCUUUGGAGUUUAUCUGGUGCGGGUGGAGGCUCUUUGGUUAUUGCGCACUCUUGUUUCUGUAAUUUCAAAAUAUGAAGUUGAAGAAAUUUUAUCCCCAGUGACAUCUUUGAUUAUUGAGGAUUCUACUAGUUUUAAUGUGUUACAUGCCGCCUCUGCGACUUUGCUAGUUGUUUGUGAGGAACAUCCAAAUAUUUCUCCUGAAAAGUUGAAGUUGACCCUUCCGGCUUUGAUGAAGCUUAUCGAGUCUAAUAUAUUGAUGUUACUGACAUCUGGAAGUUGGGGACUUGCAUUUUUGUGCGAUGGACGGGGAGAGAUGAUAGUUGAAGAUAAAUACCUUGAAUGUCUCAUAACUCGUCUUGUUGAUCUCAUGAAUGCUGAAGAACGUGUUAUGAUCCUCUCGGCACUUCAUGCAAUGGGAAGUGUUGUGAAAUGGGGUAGUGAUGACGUUAUUGAGAUUAUAAUCAAGGAGGACGGUGCACUGCUCAUCUUUUUAGUCUUGUUAGAAGAAGAUGAUUUGUACAUUGUGAAACAAACUUGUUGGAUACUUUCAAACAUUACUGCAAGAAAAGAAAAACAUAUACGGGCUAUAAUUGAUGGUGUCCCAGAAGGCAAGUUAAUUGACCCCCUUGUCAAAAUUAUGCUUAAUUGCAAUUUGAAUGAUGUAAGAAAGGAGGCGGCUUGGGCAAUUUCUAAUGCUAUGUGUGGUGUUGGUAUUGAUCAGAUUGAAUGCUUGAGGAAUAGCUGCUCUAAUAUCAUUUGGGCUGAUCUGUUGAAUUCAUUCUCCAGUGAUAGAUUAUUUGUCUUGGUUACUUUAGAAGGUUUACUCAAUAUUAGAGUAGCGGAAGUCACUUGGAUGGGGAACCCAGUUGAUGCUGUGACGUUGCACUCGUUUUUUGAAAGCAUACUCGAAGGCAUAGAUCAUAGGGAUUCCUUUAUUGUAUCUGAGUUCUUCAAUGAGAGUGAUGGGUGGACUGUAUCUGGGCAUUCCUUAAUUCCUGAAUUCCUCAUGUCCAACGACUAUGCUCUAAACUUUAAGUUUGAAGAUCAGCGGUGUUCGAACAUGUUUAUAGAUUAUAAUGGUUCGAUGGAAUUUUGUUAGGUUGUGAAUGGAUAAAGUGAAGUCUUGUUUAUUUGAUGCUGCUGCUAAAUCAAUCUAUUCAAUCAUUUAAUUAUUAUAAUUUGUUUCAAUUUGA
Daucus carota subsp. sativus is the source of this 1824-nucleotide messenger RNA. Its product is annotated as importin subunit alpha-2-like. The record is from RefSeq and is a predicted model, not a curated record. NCBI's taxonomy places the organism in Eukaryota, Viridiplantae, Streptophyta, Magnoliopsida, Apiales, Apiaceae. The transcript is spliced from 11 exons. Gene Ontology annotation, molecular function: nuclear import signal receptor activity; protein binding. Bases 192 to 1730 code for a protein of 512 amino acids. Gene Ontology annotation, biological process: NLS-bearing protein import into nucleus. Gene Ontology annotation, cellular component: nucleus.